GGUGGAGAAGUGGGCGGAUGACAGCCGGGACUGUGGUCAUCACUGGGGGCAUCUUGGCGACAGUGAUUCUGCUCUGCAUCAUUGCCGUUCUCUGCUACUGUCGGCUCCAGUACUACUGCUGUAAGAAGGACGAGUCGGAGGAGGACGAGUCGGAGCCGGACUUCGCGGUACACGCGCACGUGCCGCCCCUGCACUCCAACCGCAACCUGGUGCUGACCAACGGCCCGGCGCUCUACCCCACCGCCUCCACCUCCUUCAGCCAGAAGUCGCCGCAGGCCCGGGCCCUCUGCCGCAGCUGCUCCCACUGCGAGCCGCCCACCUUCUUCCUGCAGGAGCCUGAGGAGGAUGAAGCGGACGAGGGUGUGCGCAACGGAGGGGGGCGCGUGGCCUACAGGAGCAUCAGCCAGGAAGACGUGGAGCUGCCGCCCGGGGGCUUCGGAGGCCUGCAGCCACUCAACCCCAACCGCCUGUCGGCCAUGCGAGAGGCCUUCUCCCGGAGCCGCAGUGUCAGCACCGACGUGUGACCCUGCGCCCAGAGCCCACAGCGUGCGGCCACUCCGCCCUAGGAGGCCCUGAGCCAUGGCAGGAUGCCUGUUCUGCCCACCC
Molecule: messenger RNA, 606 nt
Organism: Octodon degus (degu)
Lineage: Eukaryota; Metazoa; Chordata; Mammalia; Rodentia; Octodontidae
Gene: Fam163b
Product: family with sequence similarity 163 member B
Exons: 2
Coding region: 18-524 (168 amino acids)
Source: RefSeq, a predicted model, not a curated record